AUGAAUAAUUGGGCAAAAGCUAUUACUAAUGAACAGGAAGUAUCUACAAAAGAUAUUUUACCGUUAACCGAGAGCCAUUCUCCAGAAAUAGAACAUAGCUCGACCCAAUCUGAGAGACAAAGUUUUGGCAUAAGUCAGAGCCUGAAAUAUCUAUAG
Molecule: messenger RNA, 156 nt
Organism: Dentiscutata heterogama
Lineage: Eukaryota; Fungi; Glomeromycota; Glomeromycetes; Diversisporales; Gigasporaceae
Source: the annotation of a GenBank genome assembly